AUGGCGGAAUCACCAAAGCAGCACAUUGAUCGAGUUCGGAGGACUAAGUUUUCAAUCGGUGGAGCUGAUAAUCCGUUGACGGAGGAUCUUCAUCAGGCCGUAAAGAAUCUCUCCGCUGAGCUCUAUGCAAAAGAUGUUCACUUCCUCAUGGAGCUUAUCCAAAACGCUGAGGAUAACGAGUACGUCGAAGGUGUGAAUCCAUCACUUGAAUUUGUCAUCACAUCUGAAGACAUCACAGCCACCGGAGCUCCAGCCACUCUCCUUAUCUUCAACAACGAGAAAGGUUUCUCUGAGAAGAACAUUGAGUCCAUUUGUAGUGUUGGAAGGUUCACCAAGAAAGGCAAUCGCAAACGUGGUUACAUUGGAGAGAAAGGAAUCGGAUUCAAGAGUGUGUUCUUGAUUACUUCUCAGCCCUAUAUUUUCAGCAAUGGUUAUCAGAUUAGAUUCAACGAGGCACCUUGCAGUCACUGCAGCCUUGGCUACAUUGUUCCUGAGUGGGUUGAGAAACAUCCUUCUCUUGUCGACAUACAAAGAAUCUACGGUUCUGCUUCUGUUCUCCCGACCACAACCAUAAUCUUGCCAUUAAAGAGUGACAAAGUUAAACCGGUGAAAGAACAGCUCUCUAAUGUCCAUCCCGAAGUUCUCUUGUUUCUCUCCAAGAUCAAACGCCUCUCCAUCAGAGAACACUGCCAAAGAUCCUAA
This is a messenger RNA of Microthlaspi erraticum, 702 nucleotides long. The record is from the annotation of a GenBank genome assembly. NCBI's taxonomy places the organism in Eukaryota, Viridiplantae, Streptophyta, Magnoliopsida, Brassicales, Brassicaceae.